Molecule: messenger RNA, 300 nt
Organism: Ascochyta rabiei
Lineage: Eukaryota; Fungi; Ascomycota; Dothideomycetes; Pleosporales; Didymellaceae
Exons: 2
Coding region: 1-300 (99 amino acids)
Source: RefSeq, a predicted model, not a curated record
AUGGGCAGCAACGACUCGCUGCAGUUCGAAGAACCUGCUCACCCGCACAUACCCCUGCACACAUCGUCGGCGACAGACUCGACGGGCUCCGCAGACUCCAAUGCCGCCCGUGCUGGCGGCGCGUCAAAGUCUCCUCCUGCGCUCGAGCGCCAGAGCUCGGUCGGCAAGAUUGCUAGUCUGGCGAAGACUAUAGUCAAGAGCCCGCAGGAGGAGAAGGAGUACCGCGAGCUGGACAAGACGCUGGAUCAUGCGGUGAAGAAGGGGCCGAAGGAGGUCGAUGUUGGGCUGAUGGAGGCGUGA